This is a messenger RNA of Dinoponera quadriceps, 1421 nucleotides long. RefSeq names its product peptidyl-tRNA hydrolase 2, mitochondrial-like. The transcript has 6 exons. The coding region runs from base 362 to 1012 and encodes 216 amino acids. Gene Ontology annotation, cellular component: mitochondrion; cytosol. The record is from RefSeq and is a predicted model, not a curated record. Lineage: Eukaryota; Metazoa; Arthropoda; Insecta; Hymenoptera; Formicidae. Gene Ontology annotation, molecular function: peptidyl-tRNA hydrolase activity.
GUGAGUUUUGUUUUGAUUCGUCAAAUUUCAAUUCAGUCUCAAUCUUAAUCCGUAAUGUGACAUAGGCAUAACGUGACAUGAGGAAGCUAUCAUUGGAUAUCGUUCAUCGUAUCUGAUAUACAACGGACAUUGGGUGCAAAAUGCUAGCAACGCGAACAGACUUAUGAGUUUGAGUGACAGUUGAUGAAUCGCCGGGGUUUCUCUCAGCACUUGUCGAAGGAGGGAGAGGACUUUUACUGUGUCAUAUGCUUGCUGAACACUGACGAAAGGCUGUUUGGCAUUGUUUGAUAUUGACGAUUGAAAGUCAACUCAGACACCUGAUACAGCUGCUUACGACAAGUUGCUUAGCCACUGCUUGAACAUGCCAGAAGAACUGCUAUUACAAUGUGAAGCAAUGAUGAAAGCUCUAGGUGAAGCUGUGGCAAGAGAUUCGAAAGUUACAUUUGCGCAAUUUGCACUUGCGUUUACUUGUGGUUUUCUUAUAAACACAAUUUUAAGGAAUACAGUUUUAGGAAGGAAAUCUAUUCUAAGGAGAAUUAUACCAGGCCAAAAUUCACAAUCUGAAGAUUGGGAAGAUAGUGAUGAUGAUGAGGACGAUGAGGACGAUAAUGAUAAUGAGGAUGAGUGUUUUGACAGUUACAUGAACAACUCGAAAUCUGAACCUUACAAGAUGGUUCUAGCAAUUAAUAAUAAAUUAAAAAUGGAAAAGGGCAAAGUGGCAGCGCAGUGUGCCCACGGUGCUAUUGCGGCAUACAAAAUUGCCCUUACGAGAAAUCCAUCAGCAUUAAAACGUUGGGAAAAAUCAGGCCAAACUAAGAUCACUGUUAAGGUGGAUGACGAGUAUGUACUUGCGGAUAUAUUGCGAAAAGCUAAAGAAGCACAUCUUAUCUCGCAUAUCAUACAAGAUGCGGGUCGUACACAGAUACAAGUAGGAAGUAAGACAGUAUGCGUGAUUGGACCAGGUCCGUCGAAAUUAAUAGAUAAGAUAACUGGUGAAUUCAAAUUGUAUUAACUGCUUGUCAGAUCAAAAUUGAUAUUUUUAUUGUUCAAAUUUACAUUUAUUUCUAGUAUUAUCUCGUUAUCAUAUUGUCAUCUCCUGUUUUAUUAUUGUCUCUUCUAUUACAAUGAUCAACCUGUCAGAUAAAAUCUUGAAAUUACUAAUCUUUUAAAUGGUAAUUUCGUUGUAUCCGAGUUUUUCCUGCUAUGGUAUAUUUGUCAGUCACUUAAGCCAUGUAAGGUUGAUAUGUAUGCUAUAUAAUGAAAUAUAGCAUAGAUGUACGCAUUUGAAAGUGAGAUAACACUCUCCCGAAUACAAGUAUACACGAGCGAAGCAAAUUUCUUUCUCAACAAGCCUUGACAAAAUUGUAUCUUCUGUAAAAUUGUCCUUAAAAUUAAUAUAAUACAUCCUUGUAUUUCAUCGA